UUUGUUUAUCAUAACUUUUUUUUGUAAGGCAUAAUGGAAGUGGUGCACGACCAUGUUGAGGAGGAGGAGGUGGUGACUGUGGAGGAGAAGCUGUUGCCGCGGCGACGAGGGCCGGACUUUGCUGAUCCCAUAGAUGAUGGUUAUGACGAGAGCAGUGAUGACACAGUGAACAGUGGAUCCGAGGUGCUUCAAAAUGUCGUAUCAGAUGAGAAUAGUGUCUAUUUUGACGACAAAAAAGAUCAUACCGAACUCCAACAUUCGGAAAUCGACAGCCACCAUGAGGAGAUCUCGAAAAUCGUGCACGACGUCAUCAACCGCCAACACAUAGUGAAUUUCAACGCCGAAAUCGUAACCGUUCCGGCCAGAGAGAGCGUGAUAGUCGAAGAAAGCGACGACGAAGAAGUGAUCGAAUUGGAAUUCGAAAGGGCAGUGGACAAAGUCCACACACACACUCCAUAUUGUCCUAAUUGUAGUAACCAAAUUACUAAAGUAAUUCUACGAAGAAAGAAAAAGGCAAGCCCUCGUCCAGACAAGCCACUUGACCUAUUGGGAUGCUUGAGUUGCUUCAGCAUUUUCAUACCUUCAGGGGAUUGUUUGAAUCCUUUUAGGUUGUUUAAAUCCAAACCAAAAUUGGAGAGUCACAAUAUAGAAGAAGGGCAACCACCAAUUUCUGUAGGGGGUACAACUGCUGAUGCGGGAGAGUCCAAACAAAGCCUAAAAAGCCCAUCAAUUGCCGUUGGGAGUACACCUACUAAUGCAGCAGGAACAGGGUAUCGUUUGAAUCCAUUUUAUUACUUUGGAUACAAUUCCAAACCAAAAUUACAAAGCCCCAAAAUUGAAUUUGAGCAGCCAUCAAAUGAUAUCGAUGGUAGUACAACUACUAAUGCACCAGGGAUUUUAGGAGAAGCAAAACCAGAGCAUAAUCCACGUGAUGUGUCGAUUGAUAUUAAAGAUGGACCAGAACUGGUAGGAGGAAGACCUGCUCUACAACAACCAUUAAUUUUUGAAGCGGUUGGAGGUCCGCCUCCUUUACAAAAACCAUUAAUUUUUGAAGCAGUUGGAGGUCGGCCUCCUUUACAACAACCAUUAAUUUCAGAAGCGGUUGGAGGUCGGCCUCCUUUACAACAGCCACUAAUUCCAGAAAUGGUUGGAGGACGGCCUGCUUUACAACAACCAUUAAUUUAUGGCGAUCGGCGCUCUAGAUCGCUUGAGUUUUGGAAAUGCAUCGUGUAUGGAGGCCUACUCGAGUCAAUCGCAAGUCUAAGCAUAGUCUCUUCUACAGCUGCUUCAGACGCCACUACACUGAACGUCGUGGUCAUUGGAUUGGCAACCCUACUUAGCGGCCUCAUGGCAUUUGGUUGCAACCUUGUGGAGUUACGAAAUGAUAACUCGAACGAGAAGUACCACGAACUACUUGGUCAGAGAGGGCACUUUCUUUUUCACUCGACGUUUGCCAUUCUUUCCUACAUCAUUUUUGGGCUCGUGGCCCCCGUUACCUACGGGUUCGCCUUCCAUGAUAGCGACGACAAGGACUACAAGAUGCUCGCAGUAGCUGCUGCUGGUUUUGGUUGCAUCUUCGUCCUCGCAAUUGCCAAAGCUUAUGUGAAAGGGGUAGACAGAUUUGGAGGCUAUGUUAAGACAAUAAUGUACUACGUUACUAUGGCAGUUAGUGCAUCUGGUGUCGCAUAUGCUGCAGGAGAUUUGAUUGGAAAGCUUUUGGAUGAUCUUGGUUGGUUUCAACCGGCUCAAGUUGUUGCUUCUCAAGUUUCUUCUUUGGCCGCGUACUGAUCAACAGGGUCGGACGCAGAAAAAAUUUAAGUGGGGCUUAUGUUUUUAAUUUUUUGAGUUUGAGAUUUCAAGAAGAGAAUUUGCUUACUUUUUCUUGUGAUGAUUGUCGAUUGAA
Molecule: messenger RNA, 1903 nt
Organism: Salvia hispanica
Lineage: Eukaryota; Viridiplantae; Streptophyta; Magnoliopsida; Lamiales; Lamiaceae
Product: membrane protein of ER body-like protein
Source: RefSeq, a predicted model, not a curated record